GAGGCGGAGCAGGGCGGUGCGGGGUGGCGUAGCGCUGGAGGGCAAUGGUGGCGGAGCUGCUGGGGGCGGAGGCAACGUAGCCCCCGCGGAAAAGGAGCCCCGCGGCGCCUGAGCCGAGCGGAGGAUGGAGAACCGGCCUGGGUCCUUCCAGUACGUCCCUGUGCAGCUGCAAGGGGGGGCGCCCUGGGGCUUCACCCUUAAAGGGGGUCUGGAACACUGCGAACCGCUCACGGUGUCGAAGAUUGAAGAUGGGGGCAAGGCAGCCUUGUCCCAGAAGAUGAGGACUGGUGAUGAGCUGGUGAAUAUCAAUGGCACUCCAUUGUAUGGCUCCCGCCAAGAGGCCCUCAUCCUCAUCAAAGGCUCCUUCAGGAUCCUCAAGCUGAUUGUCAGGAGGAGAAACGCCCCUGUCAGUAGGCCGCACUCAUGGCAUGUGGCCAAGCUGCUGGAGGGAUGCCCUGAAGCGGCUACCACCAUGCAUGUCCCUUCUGAAGCCUUCAGUUUGUCCUGGCAUUCCGGCUGCAACACAAGUGACGUGUGUGUGCAGUGGUGUCCACUCUCCCGGCACUGCAGCACUGAGAAAAGCAGCUCCAUUGGCAGCAUGGAGAGCCUGGAGCAACCAGGCCAAGCCACCUAUGAGGGUCACCUCUUGCCCAUUGACCAGAACAUGUACCCUAACCAGCGUGACUCAGCCUACAGCUCCUUCUCGGCCAGCUCAAAUGCCUCUGACUGUGCCCUUUCCCUUAGGCCAGAGGAGCCAGCCUCUACAGACUGCAUCAUGCAAGGCCCAGGGUUAACUAAGACCCCUAAUGGCAGACCUAAUGUGGCGGAGACCUCAGGAGGUAGCCGGCGCACCAGUGGGGGCCAGCUGACUUCCAGCUCCCAGAUGUCAUCCCGCCCACAGGAGGUCCACCACUCAGGGCCUGCCAAGGCUGCCAAGGGCCCACCACAACCUCCAGUGAGACGAGACAAUCUUCAGACCUCCAGAGCCCAACUCCUCAAUGGAGAGCAGCGCAGGGCUUCUGAGCCUAUGGGCUCUUUGCAACAGAAGGAGAAACCAAGCUUAGACACUGAGCUAUGCCCAAGGAACCCUCACAGAGUCUGCUGCCUCAGUGGGCAAGACCAAGUGACCAAUGAGGGCCAUCAGAACUGUGAGCUCAGCCAACCUCCUGAAUCCAAUCAACAGGGCUCUGAGCACUUACUUAUGGAAGCCUCGAGCAAAGCUGCUGGAUUCCAAAAAUCAUAUGAUUCCAGCCCACACAGCAAGGCUUCAGCAGAGAUAGCUAAGACUUCUUCUUUUGGCAGCCCUUCACGCCUCACAGGACCCACAGGCCAUCGCCAUAGUGCCCCUGAACAGCUGCUGGCAUCCCACUUGCAGCAUGUGCACCUUGAUACUAGGAGUAGCCAGGGGAUGGAGCUCCCAACUGGACAGGAUGGGCAUGAGUGGACUCUGUCCCCAUUGCAUAACAGCCACACAGGGAAGAAAAGUCCAUGUCCCCCUAUAGGAGGAACCCAGGACCAGCCCAGCAAAGAGAGAAAGACCAGGCCAGUGGAUGAUAGGUCUAUGGGCUCAGGACACCAGAGGCCAAGCAGCUCCCCUCAUGAAGAAGCUGAUGGACAUCCUCCAGAAAGACGUUUUCAGGACCCAAACAGAGUAAGCAGAGCAGGCAAUGAAUUGCCCAACCAGCAGCCCUCUGCCUCUGGAUCUCUUGUUCAACAAACCAGGGACUGUUCUUCAACCACUAAAGUAGCUGGCACCACAGAGGCAACUGAAGAAGGGGACAACAAGCCCAAGGAGUGUAGCCGGGUGGGUGGUAGGCGAAAUGGAGGGACCCGGGGACGCUCAAUCCAAAACCGACGGAAGAGUGAGCGUUUUGCUACCAACCUGCGGAAUGAAAUUCAGAGGAGGAAGGCCCAGCUCCAUAAAAGCAAGAGUCCCUUAUCACAGCUGUGUGACACUAAGGAGCAAGUGGAAGAGGCCGAGGAGCCCCUGGAAAGUCCUCUACUUCCUGCCUCUAAUUCACCUUUGUUACCUUCAUAUGAAAAACCACCUAGCCCCAGAGAUAAGCUCUUUAACAAGAACAUGAUGCUUAGGGCUAGGUCUUCAGAGUGCCUAAGCCAUGCCCCUGAGAGCCAUGAAUCUAGGAUAGGCUUGGAGGGCCGAAUGAGCCCUAGCCAGAGGCCUGGCCAGUCCUCCUUGGGUCUGAACACCUGGUGGAAAGCAUCUGAUUCAUCCUCUUCAGACUCUGAGAAAACAAGUGUUCACCGCGGAGUCUGUGGAGGUCAUUGGAGAUGGUCUCCAGAGCACAACCUGCAGCCGCAUGUGGCACUAGCCACAGAAAGCUCUUCCAGCCCAGGAGAUAACAAGGAAUUGAAGGCUUCUACUGCCCAAGCUGGGGAGGAAGCUAUCCUCUUGCCCUUUGCAGACAGAAGAAAGUUUUUUGAAGAGAAUAGCAAAUCCCUCUCUACAUCUCAUUUGCCAGGUUUAACCACUCAUAGUAAUAAAACUUUUACCCAGAGACCAAAACCUAUAGACCAAAAUUUCCAGCCAAAGAGCUCCAGCUAUAGGGAAUUGAGGCGCCAUCCCAUGGACCAAUCAUAUCAUUCCACAGACCAACCAUAUCAUGCCACAGACCAAUCAUAUCAUUUCAUGUCAUCCCUUCAGUCAGAAACUCCUACUUACUCGGAAUGUUUUGUAAGCAAAGGUCUAGAACAAUCCAUGUGUUGUAAGCCACUGCACUGUGGUGAUUUUGAUUACCACAGGACCUGCUCUUACUCCUGCAGUGUCCAGGGAGCUGUAGUACAUGACCCUUGCAUUUAUUGUUCUGGGGAAAUCUGCCCUGCUUUGCGAAAGAGAAAUAUGAUGCCAAACUGCUACAACUGUCGGUGCCACCACCACCAAUGCAUUCGGUGUUCAGCUUGCUAUCAUAAUCCCCAGCACAGUACCCUGGAGGACAGCAGCUUGGCACCUGGCAACGCUUGGAAACCCAGGAAGCCAACAGUGCAGGAAUUUCCUGGGGACAAAUGGAAACCAGUAACAGGAAACAGGAAGACCAGCCAGUCAGGGAGGGAAAUGGCUCAUUCCAAGGCUGACUUUUCAUGGGCAACUCCCUUCCAUCCUUGCCUUGAGAACCCAACAUUGGACUUAUCAAGCUACCGAGCAAUCUCUUCUCUUGACCUCCUUGGAGAUUUCAAGCACUCCUCGAAAAAAACAGAGGAAACUUCAGUUUAUGAGGAGGAGAGCUCCAUGGCCUCCAUGCCCCACCCACUGCGCAGCCGUGCCUUCUCAGAGAGCCAUAUCAGCUUGGAUCCCCAGAGUUCCCGGGCCUGGGGGCAGCCUAGGAAGGAGCUCUUUACCAAAGUUGAUGAAACCCAGCUAGAUCCUUUGGGAACCAGGAAGAAGGCCUUUCCUCCUCCUCGUCCUCCUCCUCCCAACUGGGAGAAGUAUAGGCUCUUCCGUGCAGCCCAGCAGCAGCAACAGCAGCAGAAGCAGCAACAGCAGCAGCAAGAGGAAGAGGGGGAGGAGGAGGAAGAGGAAGAGGAGGAGGGGAUAGAAGAGGAUGAGGAGGAAGAGGAGGAGGGAGGCGAGGAGGAGGAGUUGCCACCCCAGUAUUUCAGUUCAGAAACCACUGGUUCCUGUGCUCUCAAUACUGAGGAAGUCCUGGAGCAGCCACAACCCCUGGGCUUCGGUCACCUGGAGGUCUCAAGGCAGGGUACACAAAGCCUCCCAGCAGAGCAAGAGUCUUUUACUCUCCAUUCCAAUGACUACAUGCCUCCAAUAAGGGGCCACUUGGGAUCUCAGCCGGAGAAGGCUCAGCCCCCUUGCUAUUAUGGCAUUGGUGGACUUUGGAGGACAUCGGAGCAGGAGACCACUGAUCCCUCCAAGCAAGAAUUUCAGCACUUCUCGCCUCCUCAAGGGGCCCCAGGGAUUUCUACCUCUUACUCAGCUUAUUACAAUAUUUCUGUGGCCAAAGCAGAGCUGUUGAACAAGUUGAAAGACCAACCCGAAAUGGCAGAGAUUGGCCUAGGAGAGGAGGAAGUAGACAAUGAACUGGCUCAAAAAAAGAUACAGCUUAUUGAAAGCAUUGGCAGAAAACUUUCUGUCCUACGGGAGGCCCAGCGAGGAUUGCUGGAGGACAUCAAUGCCAAUUCUGCCCUUGGGGAAGAGGUGGAGGCCAACCUAAAAGCUGUCUGCAAGUCCAAUGAGUUUGAAAAAUAUCGUUUGUUUAUUGGGGACCUGGAUAAAGUUGUCAACCUGUUGCUGUCACUCUCUGGACGACUGGCCCGGGUAGAAAAUGCUCUCAACAGCAUUGAUUCAGAAGCUGACCAGGAGAAGUUGGUGCUGAUGGAGAAGAAGCAGCAGCUGACAGGGCAGUUGGCAGAUGCCAAGGAGCUGAAGGAGCACAUGGACCGGAGGGAGAAGUUGGUGUUUGGCAUGGUCUCCCGCUACCUGCCUCAGGACCAGCUCCAAGAUUAUCAGCACUUUGUGAAGAUGAAAUCUGCUCUCAUCAUUGAACAGCGAGAGCUAGAAGAGAAGAUCAAGCUUGGGGAAGAGCAGCUCAAAUGUCUCAGGGAGAGCCUACUCCUGGGGCCUAGCAAUUUCUAAUUCUGCCAGCAGACU
Messenger RNA from Eptesicus fuscus (big brown bat), 4618 nucleotides. It is a transcript of the gene SHROOM4, whose product is annotated as shroom family member 4. Gene Ontology annotation, molecular function: actin filament binding. The transcript has 9 exons. The record is from RefSeq and is a predicted model, not a curated record. Gene Ontology annotation, biological process: actin filament organization. The coding region runs from base 125 to 4603 and encodes 1492 amino acids. Lineage: Eukaryota; Metazoa; Chordata; Mammalia; Chiroptera; Vespertilionidae. Gene Ontology annotation, cellular component: adherens junction; apical junction complex; apical plasma membrane.